GUGUCUUACCACUAAAAGAAAUGAAUGUCUCUAAGGAAGUUGGCAUCAAAGGCUGCAGCAAUACACAGUGGCCCAGCAGCUCAUGUGACUUGGAUGUAAAUGUUACUUCAGCAAAUGGAACUCAUACCCAUUUUCAGCUACCCACCUUCUCUCCAGCAGCCAAGGCGCGAGUGAUCAUUACAUUUGUCAUUUUCACACUGUCAGCCUUCUGCAACUUGGCUGCUCUUUGGGCAGCUGCUCGGACAAGCAGAAAAAAAAGAUCACAUGUCCGAAUCUUAAUCCUAAAUCUCACCACAGCUGACUUGCUUGUAACAUUCAUUGUGAUGCCAUUGGAUGCUAUUUGGAACAUCACAGUGCAAUGGCAGGCUGGCGACAUAGCCUGUAGAAUACUUAUGUUCCUAAAGCUUCUGUCUAUGUAUUCAUGUGCAUUUGUCACUGUGGUAAUCAGUGUGGACCGGCAGUCUGCCAUCCUCAACCCACUGGCCAUUAACGAUGCCAAGAAGAAAAACAAGAUAAUGUUGUCAGUCGCAUGGUUGAUGAGUGUCGUGCUCUCACUCCCACAGCUGUUUCUGUUUCAUACAGUUACGAUCACAGAGCCACAAAACUUCACCCAGUGUACCACCAAAGGCAGCUUCCAGGAGCACUGGCAGGAGACCCUUUACAACAUGGUGAGCUUUGUUUGCUUGUUCCUUCUUCCUCUGCUCAUCAUGAUCUACUGCUACUCGCGGAUCCUACUGGAGAUAUCCAAGCGGAUGAGCAAGGGAACACUUUCCUCUAAGGAAGUUUACUUGCGACGCUCCAAAAAUAACAUUCCAAAGGCACGGAUGAGGACUCUAAAGAUGAGUGUUGUCAUAGUCAGCUCCUUCAUCAUCUGCUGGACACCAUACUAUCUCCUGGGCUUGUGGUACUGGUUCUACCCUGAAACAAUGGAGGGCAAGGUGUCACAGUCCCUUACACACAUUCUUUUCAUCUUUGGUCUAGUCAAUGCAUGCCUGGACCCUAUUACUUAUGGACUAUUCACCAUACACUUUCGGAAAAGUCUUCAGCGAUAUUGCAGAGGUGGAAGGACAUCAGACCCUGACACAAGCUCCUCAGUCACUGGGUCCUUUCACUGUUCAAUGUCUUCAUUUCGUGCCAAAAAGAUGAUUGUUUUAAAUCAGGACCUACAGAUGUUACAGUCUUGCAAUGGUAACUUAAACAACCCAGACUUCAGGAUGAAUGGCCUAGGCAAUAGCUGCCUCUGAGGUCUACAGCAGUCAACUACACUUGUGUACGAUAUGAGGACACUCUAUGAAACAUUAAUUAUAACAUGCCCUACAGCGUGCUCCCAGUAUAGUGUUUUGUACAAACCUUCUGUUCUCCCAGUUGAUGCAAGCUACUUGCUUGAACUGAAUCAAGGUUAAUCAAACAGCACAGCAAUGUACAUGUCAUCCUGUUUCUACUACAUCGCCAAAUGGAUUAUGUACUUGGAAAUAUAUUUUUUUAAUUUCAGAUGGAGCCAUAAUUUUCCAUGAACAUUUGUCUUCUGACUCAUGUGUUUGGGAUUGGUGGAGGUUAGCUUCUCUCUAAUUUCUACCUCCUAAACUCUAGUUGGUAUAGUUUGAGAGUAAAUGCAGGUCAUAAAGUGUGCUCCCUAUGCUAAAAAGAAAAAUGUAUCAUCUGUAUUUGAGUAUUAAUUAAAAUUGCAGUGUGUACUUUACACCACAGAGUUUUCAUCUGCAACCUUUUUCUGUUUCCCUGUGCAUGAAAGUCAUGGCAAAAAACAUUACAACUAUUGCAUAUGAACAUUCAGAGUUA
This is a messenger RNA of Nanorana parkeri, 1797 nucleotides long. Its product is annotated as gonadotropin-releasing hormone II receptor-like. Gene Ontology annotation, cellular component: membrane. Gene Ontology annotation, molecular function: gonadotropin-releasing hormone receptor activity; peptide binding. The transcript has 4 exons. The record is from RefSeq and is a predicted model, not a curated record. Gene Ontology annotation, biological process: G protein-coupled receptor signaling pathway. NCBI's taxonomy places the organism in Eukaryota, Metazoa, Chordata, Amphibia, Anura, Dicroglossidae. The coding region runs from base 21 to 1244 and encodes 407 amino acids.